Molecule: messenger RNA, 1354 nt
Organism: Lepisosteus oculatus (spotted gar)
Lineage: Eukaryota; Metazoa; Chordata; Actinopteri; Semionotiformes; Lepisosteidae
Source: RefSeq, a predicted model, not a curated record
CAUCCACAUUGCAUGUAUUUCAAUGCAGACACGAAUAGUGCCGCUAUCGAGAAGGACAAAUGCGGGUCUGCCUUGAGAAACAUUAUUUAAAACUCAGUAAAGCUGGCUAAACGCACAUAUAUCGAUACACAAACCAUCAAGUAAUGCGCACCACUACUAGUCACUAAGGGGAAACAGAGACACUGAACUUUAGUUCCUCUUGUAUAGUUCCUACCACCCAUGACGUGCGUGAAAAUAUGAGUAUUUAAAGAUUUAUUAUCUUUUACUGCUUUACUGUACAAAUAACAUUUACAGGACACAUUAUAUUUGUUUACUCAGGGGCUGUGGGCUAUGUUGGGAAUAAAUUAGCCUCGAUUUUCACUCUCUCAUCAUGUCUGACGGAAACGACUGAUUUCUCAAAACGUAGUCAUAUGAUCCACACCAUGUGAGCUGGGUCUUCCGAAAGGAAAGUGUGUUGCCUGAACAUGCCAGGGGUUUCCAGCACUGGAGUGGGAUUUUCAACUGCCACCGGCCCCGGUAUUGCAGAGCAAAGAUGCGCCCAGCUCGUCCCCGAUCUAAACAGUUGGAUCUUGGAGUACGUUUGUGCUCACAAGCUACUAGAUGUCGUUAAAGUUCUGCCAGGCUGCUCCGGGGUGAAUGUCGAAGAGCUUUCAAUGGACAGCACUCUCUCUGUCCGUGUUACUGCAGCAGCCUUGUGGUCUGUGAUGAAGAACAGAGACACUCUACAUUAUGACAGGAUAAUAGGCUUCCUGGAUUUGAUCUACCAGCAAAUUCCACACCUGGUUCACUUCAGGCAUUACAUCAAAAUUUCCAUCGGACUGAAAGCCAAGAUUGUGCUGCAUAUGUUUGAGAGCAAUCAGCCUCUCCUGAAGAUCUUGAAAAAACUGAACGAGUAUUUCCCUGUCAAUGGAGCUCAGCAGUAUAAAUCUGUGAGUAUGUUCACCGCAGCCCUCUGUCCCCACCAGGACUUUCCACCCAUUGGCAGUGGUUAGAUUGGUUUUAGAUGUUUGAACAAGAAGAGUUUGACAAGGACAUUUGAGAGCAGCGGUGAUUACCUUUGGGAUAUCUCAGUGCAAACUCUGAUCUAGAAAGGUUUUUUGUUUCAGUGAGCCUCAGGUUAGGGACAGCUUUCCCAUUAAAUUAGAAAUCCAGAAACAUCAAUGUCACACGAUUUCCAUAGCUUUAAUUAGGCUCUUAACAAUGCCUUAUUCAUGUCUUCACUUUUUUUGUAGAUCAAUAUUGCAGUUGCAGAUAGUAUUGUGUUCAUCCAUUUCUCCACAUAACAUUUAAAAUACAUAGUUUAGCUGAAUCCCAAACUAUAUUCAAAACUCAGUAGUUCUCUUUAUAUCACAAC